AUGAACUUGAGUUUUCUUAGGGAUUACGGACGGAUUUCACUGUCAAUUGCUAUAAUUUACCAGAACCUGAUCCCGCUAGUGCUCCUAGGAACCUGGAAGUAUGAGAAAGAGGUUCAUCAAGCAUUCAUAGCUCUACUACCUUCCAUGGCUGACUCAAUAUCCCCAUAUUUUACAAAAUGAAUCAUUUUGCUUCAGAUUAUAGCUGGGAUGAUGAUUUUGUGUGAUGAGUGAGGGAAAGGAGCCAAGACAUACCUUGUCUCACUCCUUAUGCUUUCUGUUUCUCAGUAUAACCCUCUCGUAACAGGAAUUGGACAGAAAGCUUUAUAUAGAGGCCUAAAACAUCUCUCAAUGUACGGUCUCUGAAUACUAGUGGAUUCGCUAAACUCUAGAAUCACUGUUCAUCGAUUCAGGAAUCAUCUGAGAUAAGUUGAGGUGUGUCAUUUAAAUUCAGAUUUGCACGGAUCUAAUCCUUUUCAAUAUUUUC
Messenger RNA from Moneuplotes crassus, 484 nucleotides. The record is from the annotation of a GenBank genome assembly. NCBI's taxonomy places the organism in Eukaryota, Ciliophora, Spirotrichea, Euplotida, Euplotidae.